Molecule: messenger RNA, 804 nt
Organism: Sceloporus undulatus (fence lizard)
Lineage: Eukaryota; Metazoa; Chordata; Lepidosauria; Squamata; Phrynosomatidae
Gene: SYCP2L
Product: synaptonemal complex protein 2 like
Exons: 10
Coding region: 1-804 (267 amino acids)
Source: RefSeq, a predicted model, not a curated record
AUGUUGCUAGCAUCCUUAUUAAAUGAUGCCUUUAUGGGAAAGGGAUUUCAGAAAAUAAAUGAAAUGGUACAAGAGAGAAAAAUGUAUCCUCCUCAGAAGAUUAAUAAGCAGCUGUUAAACCAACUGGACAAACUUCUUAAAAAGGAAUUAGACAAAAAUGAGUUCUCAAAUGUUUCUCUGCUGCUGAAAUGUAUUCGGCUGUACUGUAAAAAUGACCCUCAAGAAGGUGUAAAUCUGUUUCUUCAGCAAGGAUUGAUACCAAAGAUGGUCACUUGGUUUGAAAGGACAAGAGAGUUCCUAAGCUUGAUAGAACCAAAAGAGAGUGAGUUCUUGGUAAAUCUUGUUGAAGACUUCUUUCACACAGCUCUGGUUAUUAGCAAAAGCAACUCUGAAGGAAGAAAACAGUUGCUAGAUUCAUUCUUACCAUAUUUGGGACAUCUAGCUACUGAACGUAAUGUGAACUUGGCCCUUCGGCAGGAGGCUAUAAGGACCUUAAACGUUCUAUUAGAUAAUGUUCCACAAGAGGAGAAAAAGAAGUUCCCUGUGUCUGAAGAAAUGUGCUUGCUUUUGAAAGAAUUUGCAAAAAUAAUUCUGGAUGUUGGUGACUAUGACAUCCAGGCUUCUCUUUUGGAGGCCAUCUUCAGGGUGAUGUUGACUAAGCGGAGAGAUGACCUCGUUGUCAAUUGGUUCGAAGACCAACACAUUGCAAAGGCUUUUAAAGAAAUAAGAUGCAAAGACUUUGAGACGGACAGCCGGAAAUUUCUUAAUGAACUGAAUGAAAGACUUGGGGAUAAAAGGAGGUAA